GCGAUGGCGGUUAUCGGCAUUGCGGUGCCGCGCUGUGGGUGUGCGCAUGCGCGGCUGCGGAAUCGCGCGGGCCCCUCGAGCGCCAUGGCGGGAACGGCGCGCGGCGGCCGCGCGCUCGGAACCGGGCCCGGCCCGGCCUCAGAACGGCGGCACCGGGAACGGCCCGAACGGGAACGGCCCGAACGGGAACGGCCAGAACGGGAACGGCCCGAACGGGAACGGCCCGAACGGGAACGGCCGGAACGGGAACGGCCCGAACGGGAACGGCCCGAACGGGAACGGCCGGAACGGGAACGGCCCGAACGGGAACGGCCGGAACGGGAAUGGCCGGAACGGGAAUGGCCGGAACGGGAACGGCCCGAACGGGAAUGGCCGCACCGGGCGGGCGGCGCGGCCGCGACUCCGAGCGGGGCCUCGGCCUCGGGCCGCAGGAGCCCCGGCACAGGCGCCGGGGGCAGCAAGGGCUGGCCGAGCGGCAGCAGUGCCUUGUACUGCUCUUCCAGCAGCGAUGACGAAUUUGAGACGUUUUUAGCUAGACUGAAAACUCCCAAAUCUGUUUCUAAAAAGGCAGAUGCAAGUUUGAAAGACUUCAUUGAUGACUCGGAUGAUUUCUUCUUGGACUUGAAGGUGAAAAAGAGUACAACCAAGAGUGCACAGAAAGAUCUUCAGACCUCAAAAAAGCUGAUGACUCCUGGAAAGAGAAACACUUGCUGCCAAGAAUUGCAGUAUCCAGACUCUUCAAGUGACACUGAAGAUUCUGUCUUUGUAGACAGUCCAUGGCAUAACCUCCAAAAAGAUGGAGUGAAAGACUUGAAAGAGAGUCCGAAGUGCAUAAAUCCUUCACCUCCACAAAACCAGAAAGACUCAGUUUCCAAAGGCAGUCUAGAUUUGCUUGUUAGAAGGAAAGGAAGAAGCUGUGAAAAUACAGAAAAUAAAUUGCCAACUGUGGCACUAGGACAUGGUGCAGGGGUGGAAUCAGAGAGCUCAGAUGACAGUUUUGGAUCUUUAAUGGAACGGAUAAAGAAGCGAAGUCUACCCCGUAAACCAGUCUUAAGCACAAGUAGAACUAUCUUUCAGCCAAGCACAACAGAAAACAUCAAGCCACCCUGCAAAGAUGCACAGCCCGUGAAAGGGGAGGGAGUCAAAACACGAAAGCCAAAAUCCAUUUCACUUCAAGAAACACCUUCCAUGAUAACGACUCCUGCAAGAAUUCCUGGGAAUGACUCAGUCAGUUGCUCACAGUCAGCAAAGACAGAGAAAAUGCUCAGGGUAUGUUCAGUGCCUGGCUGUUUCUUGCAAGAUCUUUCAAAUCCAGCCUCCCACUAUGUGAAGUAUUUCAAGAAAAAUAAAGAGGAGCUGGCCCAGAAGCUCUACACGCUGUUUAAUAGUACUAUCUUUGAGCAGAAGCUACCAGAGAACAUGGUGAUAAUCUGGAAUAAGAAAAUGAGAAAAACUGCGGGGUACUGUGUAACGGGGCAGAGGGAAGGCCCUGAAGGGAAGCGUUACGCUCGCAUUGAACUCUCUGAGAAAGUCUGUGACUCUGCAGAUCGCCUUCGGGACACGCUGAUCCAUGAGGUUUGCCACGCAGCCACCUGGCUCAUCAACGGCAUUCGGGAUGGACACGGGCGGUUCUGGAGGUUCUAUGCCAACAAAUCAGCUGUAAUUCAUCCAGAACUGCCGGUGGUGACACGGUGCCACAGCUAUGAGAUUAAUUACAAAUUCACCUAUGAGUGUGUUCGCUGCAAAGCUACGAUCGGGCGGCACUCGCAGUCGCUGGACACGGCGCGGUUCGUGUGCGCCUUCUGCGGGGGGCAGCUGAGCCUGCGGCAGCCCGCGGGCAGGAGGGGCACCCCUGCCAGGACACAGCUCACGCCCUUUGCCAAGUAUGUGAAGGAAAACUAUGCACUUGCUAAGAGAGAGCAGCACGGGCUGAGUCAUGCAGAGGUCAUGAAGAAACUCAGUGCUGAUUUUGCUUUGAAAACCAAGCUGGAAGAUUCCUUUUAAUCUCAAUAUGCCUCUUUUCUUGGUGCCACUUGAUUUUGUAUACAGAGUAGUAAAAGUUCUGGGCAGCACUUACACAUAGCAUGUCUUCAGUGACUCCAGUGAGUAAGGGAUUUACUGUUUCAUCUGGGCAGCUGUUAAGCUGUAGACUCUGUGUGUGUGCUGAAGAACUGCUCUGUGUGCAUCGGGCUGGGAUUGCCAGAGGCAAGAUAGUCCAGGCCCACCAGUCCAAGUCCUCUGACUCUGAAUGACUCCAAGGCAGGAAAAGGGGCAUAUACCCGAGUUGGGCUUCAACAUGGGUUCAUGGUAGGUAGAUGAUGCCUUAAAUUAAUUUCUCCAAAGCCCUUUAGCCCUCAGUAAAUAGUGUACUUCUAUCACUGAGAUUUCAUAGAAACUAAAAUACAUGCAGAAGAUCAGGUUGGGGAAAGCAGAUUCAAACACUUUCCCCAAGAAUAAGAAGGUCUUGUCAUGGUUUAAGUCUUUCAUAUAAAAAGCAACCGAAUGAGUGUUAAUAGUGUUUGUGUCUUCUGUAAGCAAAUUGCUCAGGGGCUUAAUAAUUUUGAUAAUCAAUAAAUGCCAGUUUGAUACAAA
This is a messenger RNA of Taeniopygia guttata (zebra finch), 2592 nucleotides long. RefSeq names its product germ cell nuclear acidic peptidase (gene GCNA). Gene Ontology annotation, cellular component: nucleus. The record is from RefSeq and is a predicted model, not a curated record. Lineage: Eukaryota; Metazoa; Chordata; Aves; Passeriformes; Estrildidae.